This is a messenger RNA of Diceros bicornis minor, 2193 nucleotides long. It is a transcript of the gene CCR7, whose product is annotated as C-C motif chemokine receptor 7. Gene Ontology annotation, cellular component: membrane. Gene Ontology annotation, biological process: chemotaxis; inflammatory response; G protein-coupled receptor signaling pathway. NCBI's taxonomy places the organism in Eukaryota, Metazoa, Chordata, Mammalia, Perissodactyla, Rhinocerotidae. The transcript is spliced from 3 exons. The record is from RefSeq and is a predicted model, not a curated record. Bases 53 to 1192 code for a protein of 379 amino acids. Gene Ontology annotation, molecular function: C-C motif chemokine 19 receptor activity; chemokine (C-C motif) ligand 19 binding; chemokine (C-C motif) ligand 21 binding.
CGCGAGGCCCGGCACAGCCUUCCUGUGUGGUUUCAGCCGUCCAGAGCGUGUCAUGGACCUGGGCAAGCCAAUGAAAAACAUGCUGGUGGUGGCUCUCCUUGUCAUUGUCCAGGUGUGCCUGUGCCAAGAUGAAGUCACGGACGAUUACAUCGGAGAUAACACCACAGUGGACUACACACUGUAUGAGUCUGUGUGCUUCAAGAAGGACGUGCGGAACUUUAAGGCCUGGUUCCUCCCAAUCAUGUACUCCAUCAUUUGCUUCCUGGGGCUACUGGGCAAUGGGCUGGUCGUGCUAACCUACAUCUAUUUCAAGAGGCUCAAGACCAUGACCGAUACCUACCUGCUCAACCUGGCCGUGGCCGACAUCCUCUUCCUCCUGACCCUUCCCUUCUGGGCAUACAGCGCGGCCAAGUCCUGGGCCUUCGGUGUCCAUGUCUGCAAGCUCAUCUUUGGCAUCUACAAGAUAAGCUUCUUCAGCGGCAUGCUCCUGCUGCUUUGCAUCAGCAUCGACCGCUAUGUCGCCAUCGUCCAGGCCGUCUCGGCCCACCGCCACCGUGCUCGUGUCCUUUUCAUCAGCAAGCUGUCCUGCGUGGGCAUUUGGAUGCUGGCCAUGGUGCUCUCCAUCCCGGAGCUGCUGUACAGUGGCAUCCAGAAGAGCAGCAGCGAGCAAGCCUUGCGGUGCUCUCUCAUCACCGAGCACGUGGAGGCCUUGAUCACCAUCCAGGUGGCCCAGAUGGUGGUGGGCUUUCUGAUCCCCCUGAUGGCCAUGAGCUUCUGCUACCUUGUCAUCAUCCGCACCCUGCUCCAGGCACGCAACUUCGAACGCAACAAGGCCAUCAAGGUGAUCAUCGCCGUGGUUGUGGUCUUCAUAGCCUUCCAGCUGCCGUAUAAUGGGGUGGUCCUGGCCCAGACGGUGGCCAACUUCAAUAUCACCAACAGCGGCAGCUGUGAGCUCAGCAAGCAGCUCAACAUCGCCUAUGAUGUCACCUACAGCCUGGCCUGCGUCCGCUGCUGCGUCAACCCUUUCUUGUACGCCUUCAUUGGCGUCAAGUUCCGAAAUGACCUCUUCAAGCUCUUCAAGGACUUGGGCUGCCUCAGCCAAGAGCGGCUCCGGCAGUGGUCUUCCUGCCGGCACACCCGGCGUUCCUCGAUGAGUGUGGAGGCCGAGACCACCACCACCUUCUCUCCAUAGGAGGUUCCUCUGUCUGGACUAGAAGGACCUCUCCCAGGGCCCCUGGGUUGGGACAGGGAAGCUACAAUGACUCAGGACCCAAAGGCUGCUGAGGGAAAGGCAGUUCCGGCCAUUAAGAUUUAUCUCGUGGUGAAAAUCCAUGCCACAGAAGACAGACCCCAACCCUAGCUACCUCAGUCCAAGUUGUAAAGAGACGUGGCUGAUAAGCUACCCCAGAUCUGGCAACACUCCAAAACCAAGGUUGUUGUCCCCUAAACCAAAAACCAAAAGUGAAAGUCCAGAGACAGUUCACACCUCCUGGAGUGGGGGACAGGUGUUGAUGAGAGCUAGGGUGGUGGAAGGGGCCUGGCAAGUCCUCUCAGUGAAAUUUCUUCCCACCUAGAAAGAAGUUGUCCCUGAGAUCCAAGGGCCGAGGCAAGGUCUUCCAGAAAACAAGGCUUUGUCUCUAAGACCAGAGAUGGUGGGGAGACUUCUUGGCUUGGCAGGGAAAGGAGGACGCCAAUGGGUCAAACUAACUCUGAAUCCCUCCCUCCAUCUCUCUUCCUCCACUGUCCUCAGAGCCAGCAAGAAAUGGCAGCCUCCAAGCCUCCCUAAAAGCUCAUUUGCCCCUCGCCUGCUGACUCUCCUCAGGCUGCUGUCCCCCCAGGCUCUCCACAAGGAAGGGGUGUGGUGUUCCCUGCAGGCCAGGCGAGCUGCCUCAGCCCCGCCAAAGCCAUGUUCCCAGCCAGGGCUCUGGAGCAGGGAUGACGUGUGGCCAGCCCUUCUUAGGUCUCAGCUCUGCUGGGAUGGGAGGAGAGGGCAGGGAGAAAGGUUAGGGGCCCGGGGGUGGGUGACAGUGCUGGCUGCUGAAAGCCAAUGAGCUGCUUCUUUGUUCUUUGUCACGGGGACAAAAACCUCUCAUCCUGUUCUGCUUUCAAUUCAUUAAGAGAGCAUAUUUUACUCAUACACAAAUAAAAGUUUUCCCUUGAGGAAACAACAGCUUUAAAAGAAAGGAAAAAGAU